Messenger RNA from Lipotes vexillifer (Yangtze River dolphin), 1545 nucleotides. It is a transcript of the gene CCDC61, whose product is annotated as coiled-coil domain containing 61. Lineage: Eukaryota; Metazoa; Chordata; Mammalia; Artiodactyla; Lipotidae. The record is from RefSeq and is a predicted model, not a curated record. Gene Ontology annotation, cellular component: ciliary basal body. The transcript has 13 exons. Bases 1 to 1545 code for a protein of 514 amino acids.
AUGGACCAGCCAGCUGGCCUGCAGGUGGACUACGUCUUCCGGGGUGUGGAGCAUGCCGUGCGGGUGAUGGUGUCUGGGCAGGUGCUAGAGCUGGAGGUGGAGGACCGGAUGACGGCCGACCAGUGGCGGGCCGAGUUCGAUGCCAGCUUCAUCGAAGAUUUGACUCACAAGACAGGGAACUUCAAACAGUUCAACAUCUUCUGUAACAUGCUGGAGUCGGCCCUCACCCAGAGCAGUGAGUCGGUUACCCUUGACCUGCUGACCUACACAGAUCUGGAGUCCCUGCGGAACCGAAAGAUGGGGGGCCGCCCAGGCCCCUUGGCCUCGAGAUCGGCCCAGCUCAACUCCAAGCGCUACCUGAUCCUCAUCUACUCUGUGGAGUUUGACAGGAUUCACUACCCGCUGCCCCUCCCGUACCAGGGCAAACCAGACCCUGUGGUCCUGCGGGGCAUCAUUCGCUCACUAAAGGAGGAGCUGAGCCGCCUUCGAGGGCUGGAUGGCCAGGACACUCGGGACAGCCGGGAAACUGAGAUCUGGCAUCUGCGGGAGCAGGUGUCGCGCUUGUCGGCUGAGAAGCGCGAGCUGGAGGCCCAGCUGGGCAGAUCACGCGAGGAGGCGCUGGCCGGGCGGGCGGCGCGCCAGGAGGUCGAGGCGCUGCGCGGGCUCGUGCGCGGCCUGGAGCUGGAGCUGCGGCAGGAGCGCGGCCUCGGGCACCGCGGGUCCGGCAGCCGAAGCCAGGAUUGCCGCCGCCUGGCCAAGGAGCUAGAGGAGGUGAAGGCGUCGGAGCGGAGCCUGCGUGUCCGGCUGAAGACGCUGAACACCGAGCUGGCCAUGUACAAGAGGGGGAGACGGACUACACCGGUGGUGCCGCCCUCGGCCCGGGAAGAUCGGGCUUCGACGUCUCGGGAGCGCUCCACGUCGCGUGGCCGUGGCGCUGCCCGCUCCUCAUCCCGGGAGAGCGACCGCGGGGGCCGGGGUCAAGGCCGCCCUGGCCGCCCCUCGCCCUCGCCCACAGGUGGUCGCGUGCCCCGUUUCGACCCAACAGCCUUUGUGAAAGCCAAGGAGAAGAAGCAGAGAGCGAUCAAGAUGAAGCAGCAGCAGCAGCGAAACCGAUUGGGCAGCGGAGGAAGCGGGGACGGUCCAUCCACCUCCUGGUCUCGCCAAACUCGGCCCCCCGCAGCCGUGACCUGUCGAGGAGACGCGGCUAACCGCUCCCGAAACCGCAGCUCCUCGGUGGGCAGUUUCCGCAGCCGCUACUCGUCCGCCAGCUCCUGCAGCGAGUUCGAGGAUUUCUCUGAAUCCCUCCCUAGAGGCGUUCAUCGCCGGGGGAAGCCGCCCAGCCCCACCACCUGGAGUGGGUCCAAUACGCAGCAGAAGCCUAGCCCCCUGGAACGCGGCCGCCAUCAGAGACGCCUGGCAGACUCGGGGGGCUGGGUCCCCAUCAAAGAGUACAGCUCGGACCACCAGGCAGCUGACAUGGCCGAAAUCGACGCCCGCCUGAAGGCCUUGCAGGAAUACAUGAACAGACUGGACGUGCACUCGUGA